UCAAGAUGGCGCAGCUGCCGCUGCGGAAGGGUGGGCGGCGGCGCCGGCGAGCCUUCCGAAGGCCUCAGGCAGGACAGUCUGUACACUCCACUCCAUCUCUCACGGCUCCCUGUCCCGGCCCAUGAACUUGCGACUCGCCUCGAUUUGGCGAGAUCAGGUGUUUCUAAUCGGGCGCGCGGUGGACAGCCGCUCCCCGGGGCCUUGCGGCGGCGUCCCAGGGGCCUCUUGGGGCCUCGGAGCAAGAUGGCGGCGGCGGGGUCCGUGAAGCGCGGACGGCGGCGACCGCGGUGCCCGUGAGGGACCGGGAGCCUGGGCGGCUCCCGGCCGGGGCCUCGCCGCGGGACGGACCAUGCUACGCUCCACAGGCUUCUUCCGGGCCAUCGACUGCCCUUAUUGGUCUGGGGCGCCCGGGGGUCCAUGCCGGCGGCCCUACUGCCACUUCCGGCACCGCGGGGCCCGGGGCCCGGGCGCGCCCGGCGGCGGCGGAGCGGCGUCCCCCGCAGCAGGGCUUUGUUAUGACCCGUACAACCCUGAGCUGCCGAAGCUCCCGGCACAGAGGGAGAAUGGUGUCCUGGGCAGAGGGGACGAGCCCCACUCAGACAUCCUGGAGCUGGAGCUGGUCAACCAGGCCAUUGAGGCUGUGCGCUCUGAGGUGGAGAUAGAACAGCGGCGGUACCAGGAGCUCUUGGAGACGGCCCGUGAACACGUCUCUCCUGAGGUCCCUGCUCUGGCGCCCCAUGGCUCUACCACCAGCCUGGACGAGGACACCUUUCCUCUGUCCUUUGAUUACAACCCUGGUGGCCGAGGCCUGCUAAGCCCCAAUGCCAGCUACCAGCCCACUCCCCUUGGCACCCCUGCUGAGCUGGGCAGCAAGUACUUGCUGGCCUCUUUGGACCCAGCUCAGAGCCAUGGCGGAGGGGGCAGUGGUGCCUUGGAGUACAUCCCCAAGGCUGUGAGUCAGCCUCGGCGGUAUAGCCGCCCAGUCUCUAGCAGCAAGUACGUGGUAGAUGAUUCCAAGCCAUCCACUGACCUAGAGUAUGACCCACUGUCUAACUUUUCUGCUCGGCUGCUCAGCAGGGCCAGCUCCAAGGAUGACCGGGCCCCCAAGCGUCCCCGGGGCUCCCGUGGCAACAGUGAGCCCUACACACCCGCACUAAAGAAGCCCUGUGACCCCUUCAGUGGCUGCGAUGCCAGGUUCUCUGACUCAGAUGAUGAUGCUGCCACAGCUAUAGGGGACAGGCCUGCCAGUGCCAGCCCUCUGAGGGCCCAGGCAGCAGCUGAGAGCAAGGGCCCCAACAAGCCAGGCUCCAGGAAGGGCCAGGAGCCCGAGGAGGGUGGCCUUCGGGAGACCAAGGAGAUGGCCGUGCAGUACGAUGUGGGGGACCUCAGGCAGCCUCCCAAAGGCCUCGAUGGGGCAUGUCCAGCCAAGUCUGGUUCCCAGUCAGCCAUGACCUCACAAGAGUGCAGUGGCCCCAAGAAGGGAAGACCCAAGAAGAAGAAAGGUGGGGUGCUGCCAGCCCCUGGACCCACGGACAGUAUCCGGAAAACAGACAGGGGUAAGGAUGGAGAGCACAGGAGGCCAGCUGUGAAGCCACAUACAAACAAGAGGAGCUCACAGGCUGGCAGUGUCCAGCGCAGGGCAGAGCGGCCCCAAGGGACCAAGAAAAAGCCAUCCCUGGCAACCUCAGUGGCCAGCUCAGGAAAAGGCAUGAAUGACCAGCUGCGGCCACAGCCAAGCCCCAGCCCCACUCGUGGAGAUGCCCCUCAGUUGCCGGACAAGAUGGGUGGGAAGUCCUCACCUGGGAAGUUGGUAGAGCGGAAGGCCCACUCGCUGGAUGAGGGCACCUCCCAGACAGCCCCCAAGCUGCAGAGGCGAACCCUGAGCCAUGCAGACCUCUUUGGGGAUGAGAGUGAGGAUGAGGACCCAGGGCCCAUGGCACCUGGACCGUAUCCCCCUGCCCUCCCCAGCCUCAGCUCCAGCUCGGACUCUGACUCGGACUCUAGUCUGGGCCUCUCAGCCACGCAGGGGCCGCACAAACGCCUCAAGGCUUCCCCACACUCCUCGCCUUGCCGGGCCGCUGCCGCUGCCGCUGCCUCCUCCUCUUCCUCCUCCUCCUCUUCCUCUGGGGCAGGCACAGAUGUGGACUACUCUGCCUUGGAGAAGGAGGUCGACUUUGACUCUGACCCCAUGGAGGAGUGCUUGCGAAUUUUCAAUGAAUCCACCUGUGUCAAGACCGAGGACAGGGGCCGGUUGGCCCGGCAGCCCCCGAAAGAAGAGAAGGUGGAGAACAAGGAACAGUUGGGUCUGACCACUCUGUUCCCUGGGCAAAAGAGGAGGAUCUCUCAUCUCUCCAAGCAAGGCAGAGAGCCAGAGCCCGUGAGGAGAGGCCCGCUGCCCCCCACCCGGCUUCCCACUGCCCAGGAGGUGUGCUAUCGGCGGGCUCAGCAGGCACAGAGGGAGUCAGCUAGCUGGCUUCAGGCUGCUCAGCGGCCACCCGAGAAGCCGUCCUCCAUUCACAUUGCAGUUCCUGGAGAGAAGAGGAGGAUUGCCCACGUCCCCAACCCCAGCCUGGCCACAGGUGCCAAGAGGACCCUUGCAGCCAGCAGCAGCCAGCCUCCCAAUGGCCUUGAGCUGGGCAGCCAGCCCCUGAAGACGCGCACGCUGUCAGGCAUGGCUUCCAAGACCACCAGCACCAUCACCCCCAAGCGCGUUGCGCACAGCCCAUCUUUACAGAGUUUAAAGAAGCCCGUUAUUCCAAAAGAGUUUGGGGGCAAAGUCCCCACCGUCAUCCGUCAACGAUAUCUCAACCUGUUUAUUGAGGAAUGUCUCAAGUUCUGCUCCUCCAACCAGGAAGCCAUAGAGAAGGCGCUAAACGAGGAGAAGGUGGCCUAUGACCGCAGCCCCAGCAAGAACAUCUACCUGAAUGUAGCUGUGAACACCCUCAAGAAGCUGCGGGGCCUGGUCCCUAGCACUGUGCCUGGUCUCAGCAAAAGCAGUGGCCGGAGGGUUGUGUCCCAUGAGGUGGUGCUGGGGGGCAAGUUGGCCGCCAAGACCAGCUUCUCACUCAGCCGCCCAAGCAGCCCCCGUGUGGAGGAUCUGAAAGGGGCUGCCCUGUAUGACCGCCUCAAGGACUACCUGCUCACCGAGGACCAGCUCAAGGAGAACGGCUACCCCUUCCCGCACCCCAAGAGGCCGGGGGGCGCUGUCAUCUUCACCGCCGAGGAGAAGCCGCCCAAAGACUCCUCCUGCCGGGUCUGCUGCCGCUGUGGCACCGAGUACCUCGUGUCCCCCUCGGGCCGGUGUGUGCGUGAGGAAGAGUGUUACUACCACUGGGGGCGGCUCCGCCGGAACCGAGCGGCUGGUGGCUGGGAGACUCAGUACAUGUGCUGCUCAGCUGCCAUUGGCUCUACUGGCUGCCAGGUCGCCAAGCAACAUGUGCAGGAUGGCCGCAAGGAAAACCUGGAAGGGUUCAUGAAGACCUUUGAUAAAGAGCUUCCAGAAGAUGCUCAUCCUGGAAUCUAUGCCCUUGACUGUGAAAUGUCCUACACCACAUACGGCCUGGAGCUGACACGUGUCACGGUGGUGGACACUGACAUGCAGGUUGUUUAUGACACCUUUGUCAAGCCGGACAACGAGAUUGUCGACUACAACACAAGGUUUUCUGGGGUGACUGAGGCUGACCUUGCCGACACAAACAUCUCACUCCGGGACGUCCAGGCCGUCCUCCUGAGCAUGUUCAAUGCCAAUACCAUCCUCAUUGGACACAGCCUAGAGAGCGACCUGCUGGCCUUGAAGGUCAUCCACAGCACUGUGGUGGACACAUCUGUGCUCUUCCCACACCGCCUGGGCCUCCCCUACAAGCGCUCCCUGCGGAAUCUCAUGGCUGACUACCUCAGACAGAUCAUCCAGGACAACGUGGAUGGGCACAGCUCCAGUGAGGACGCCAGUGCCUGCAUGCACCUGGUGAUCUGGAAGAUUCGAGAAGACGCCAAGACCAAGCGGUGACCGCCGCCUGCCCACCUGCCCUCCCGCUUCCUGCCUCCUGCUGCCCUGGCCUGUCCUCUAGCCCCAGGCUUCUUCCAAAACAGUGCAAUAAAUCUUGAGAGCUAACCCUGUCCAUGUCACCAAGACAUGGGAAUGGAGAGCAUGGGAGGAGCCAAAUGGCACCCAAGACCCAGCUCAAGACAUACAUGGAGCCCCAGUCCAUGUGGUCCCUUGGGCCCUCCCUGCCUCUGCCCCAGACUGGUAUCAUUUGGAAUCUGCUGCUGCUGACAGCGGAGGCUGGGACCACCUACCUGGCACACCAGUCAGGCCCUGCUUUUGUCCCCAGCAGUGACCUUUGUAGGCUGACCACCUACUCCUCCCCCCUCACCUGCCAGUAUCCAGUGGGCUGGGUGGGCUUGUCACAGGUUUGUUUGGACAGGGGUUAUCUUUUUUUAUUUUGUAUUGUUAUUUUUAAUUUAAACCUGAUGACUUGCAUAGUUUCCCCCCCUCACCUGGAGGAGCAAGACCCUGGUGCUGCCUUCCCUCUUGGGGGGGAUAGGGAUUGGGGGGCAGGGGGAGCAGUCAGCUGGUGCCUCCGCAGCCACCAGGACCCAAGAAUCCAGCCUGGCCUGGGCCCGGUUGGGUGAGAACUGGCCUCCCCCAGCCAUCCCCCCACCUCCUUGACCUCUAGGAACCAGGCCAGUCCCUCCUCCAGCCCCCAGGGCCUGGCCCUCCAGAUGUCCCCAGGGCCCUGGUGUGUGGACACUCCCAUUGGAGCCCCACCCUCACCUGGGAGCUCUCAAGGCCCACAGCCUCUUCCAGAGCCCCAGUCCCCUUUCCCUCAUCUCCAGGCAGGGACAGAAUAAAUGUUUGUAUGGAUUUUAGAU
Messenger RNA from Artibeus jamaicensis (Jamaican fruit-eating bat), 4872 nucleotides. RefSeq names its product RNA exonuclease 1 homolog (gene REXO1). NCBI's taxonomy places the organism in Eukaryota, Metazoa, Chordata, Mammalia, Chiroptera, Phyllostomidae. The record is from RefSeq and is a predicted model, not a curated record. Gene Ontology annotation, molecular function: exonuclease activity; nucleic acid binding. Bases 350 to 4006 code for a protein of 1218 amino acids. The transcript is spliced from 16 exons. Gene Ontology annotation, cellular component: nucleus.